Menidia menidia (Atlantic silverside) is the source of this 564-nucleotide messenger RNA. NCBI's taxonomy places the organism in Eukaryota, Metazoa, Chordata, Actinopteri, Atheriniformes, Atherinopsidae. The record is from the annotation of a GenBank genome assembly.
AUGGAGGUGAUGAAAUUCAUAUUCAGAAAGGUCGAAGAUUUCUUAAUCACAAAGGUCCGGGAAUUCAUCUACACAAAGGUCCGGGAAUUCAUAUACGCAAAGGUCCGGGAAUUCAUCUACACAAAGGUCCAGGAAUUCAUCUACACAAAGGUCCAGGAAUUCAUCUACACAAAGGUCCGGGAAUUCAUAUACGCAAAGGUCCGGGAAUUCAUCUACACAAAGGUCCGGGAAUUCAUAUACACAAAGGUCCAGGAAUACCCGGAUGAAGAUGAUGAAAAUGAUCCCAGCGAGUGGGUCCGGGAAUUUAUCUACGCAAAGGUCCGGGAAUUCAUCUACACAAAGGUCCGGGAAUUCAUAUACACAAAGGUCCGGGAAUUCAUCUACGCAAAGGUCCGGGAAUUCAUCUACCCAAAGGUCCGGGAAUUCAUCUACGCAAAGGUCCGGAAAAUCAUCUACACAAAGGUCCGGGAAUUCAUCCACACAAAGGUCCGGGAAUUCAUCUACGCAAAGGUCCUGGAAUACCCGGAUGAAGAUGAUGAAAAUGAUCCCAGCGAGUGGGUUUAG